This is a messenger RNA of Mytilus californianus (California mussel), 1572 nucleotides long. RefSeq lists its product as uncharacterized. Gene Ontology annotation, biological process: double-strand break repair via homologous recombination; telomere maintenance. The record is from RefSeq and is a predicted model, not a curated record. The coding region runs from base 1 to 1572 and encodes 523 amino acids. Gene Ontology annotation, molecular function: nucleic acid binding; 3'-5' DNA helicase activity; four-way junction helicase activity. Gene Ontology annotation, cellular component: chromosome; nucleus; nucleoplasm. NCBI's taxonomy places the organism in Eukaryota, Metazoa, Mollusca, Bivalvia, Mytilida, Mytilidae. The transcript has 2 exons.
AUGAAUGUAAACAACGCGCUUCAGGUUAUCGAGACAAAAUAUUCAUUUGAAUUCAAAGAAAAGCAGAUAGAAGCUAUAAAUUCAAUUGUAAAUGGAAAGGACACCUUUAUUGUUCUUCCGACAGGCUACGGAAAGACCAAAAUAUACUCUCACUUGCCAGAGAUAUACGGACUUCUUAACAACAUGAUGGGAACGAUUUUAGUAAUAUCACCAUUGCAAUCCUUGAUGUUAGACCAGGUUGCAAAGAUGUCAGCAAUCGGAAUUGAUGCGACGAUUGUAGGAGAGUGUCAGCCUGAUAAAAGUGUUGCAACACAGAUUCUGAAGGGUGACUUUGGAAUUGUUUUUUCCUCUCCUGAAGCUGCACUGACCCCUGGUAUGUGGAGAAAGUGCUUCACAAGUGGUGUAUUUCGUGACAACUUGAAAGCUGUAGUUAUUGAUGAAGCCCAUUGUAUUACUGAAUGGGGUGGUGAAUUUCGUCAGGAGUACAGCAGAUUAGGAGAACUUCGCUCUAUUUGUCCAGAUGAUGUGACAUUUGUUGCAUUAACAGCAACAGCCACCAAAAGCAUCAGAACACAGAUAUUAAAAAAGUUGGACAUGAUUGAAAAAGAAGUAACCACAGUAUAUCAAUUACCAGACAGACAAAACAUCAUGUACACAGUUAAGAAAUCUAGAAACAAUUUCAUUGAACUACAAUGGUUAUUAGAUGAUAUUGUAAAGAACAAGUUUAAUGCAAAGAAAACGGUUGUGUAUUGCCGAAAUAUUGCCACAUGUGCAAAUUUGUACGAACAUUUCAGCAUGAACAUUAAUCAGUGUGAUAAUAUAACUGAAAGACUUGUUGCGAUGUACCACAGAUCAACUGCAAAAUUAAACAAAGACCAUGUUUUAGAGGAAUUUCCCAAAAACAACAGUAAACUCAGAUUAGUUUUUGCAACUGUGGCGUUUGGUAUGGGAGUUGACAUCCCAGAUAUAGACUAUGUGGUUCACUGGGGAGCCCCACGUGGCCUUGAACAGUUUGCCCAGGAGUGUGGACGUGCAGGAAGAGAUGGUCGCCAGAGUCAGUCCAUAGUUUAUUUUACAGGGCAUGAUAUUGCCAAAGACAGAUCCAGUCCUGAAAUGAGAGAUUUCUGCAAAUCCACAUCUUGUUUGCGACAUGCAAUGAACAGUCAUUUUAAGCUUGACACUUGCUCUGAUUCUGAUUCUACUGACAAACCAAACUCAGACUUGUGUCGUUGUUGCUGUGUAUGUUUCAAUUCGUGCAAAUGUGGAGGUUGUGUUCCCCUAGAGUGCAUUAUGGACUUUGCAUCUGAGAUGCCCCCGUCUGAUGUAUAUGACAAUUCAGUAAGAAAUCUUGAUGAAUGUAAAUUGAAACUGUUAAAAGCAAACUUGAUGGACUUCCAAGAAUGUCUCAUUGAAGAAAAUAGUGAAGAUGUUAACGCCUUUGAUGCUUCAUUAAUUGAAUGUAUUGUGACAAAUUGUAACUAUCUGUUAUGUGAAGAUGACAUUAUUGACCUAGGGCUGCUGAACAAUGAACUUUCAAAAGAAAUUUUCUUGCUCAUUGAGGAAGUAUGUUGA